UGCUUGGCGCGGCGCGGCUGGGCGCUAAGAUGGCGGCGGCGUGAGUUGCAUGUAGUACGAGGAUCCCGGGGCUGCCGCAUUGCUCCGGCCCCGCCAUGGCCGUCACCAUCACACUUAAAACGUUGCAGCAGCAGACCUUCAAGAUCCGCAUGGAACCUGACGAGACGGUGAAGGUGCUGAAGGAGAAGAUAGAAGCUGAGAAAGGUAGAGAUGCUUUCCCUGUGGCUGGACAGAAACUCAUCUAUGCCGGCAAGAUCUUGAGUGACGACGUUCCCAUCAAGGAAUACCAUAUAGAUGAGAAGAACUUUGUGGUUGUCAUGGUGACCAAGGCCAAGGCUGGCCAGGGUAUCCUGGCACCCCCAGAGGCCUCACCCACUGCUGCCUCAGAGCCCUCCACACCUUUCCCUCCAGUCCUGGCAUCAGGCAUGUCUCACCCCCCACCUACCAGCAGUGAGGACAAGAGCCCAUCAGAGGAGUCAGCCACCACAACGUCUCCAGAAUCCAUUUCUGGCUCUGUUCCCUCUUCAGGUAGCAGCGGGCGAGAGGAAGACGCAGCUUCCACAUUAGUGACUGGCUCUGAAUAUGAGACGAUGCUGACUGAGAUCAUGUCCAUGGGCUACGAGCGGGAGCGGGUUGUGGCCGCAUUGAGGGCCAGCUACAACAACCCCCACCGAGCUGUGGAGUACUUGCUCACGGGAAUUCCAGGAAGCCCUGAGCCUGAACAUGGUUCUGUCCAGGAAAGCCAGGUGCCUGAGCAGCCGGCCACAGAAGCAGCAGGGGAGAACCCCCUGGAGUUCCUGCGGGACCAGCCUCAGUUCCAGAACAUGCGGCAAGUGAUUCAGCAGAACCCAGCACUCCUGCCUGCACUGCUCCAGCAGCUGGGCCAGGAAAACCCUCAGCUCUUGCAGCAAAUUAGCCGUCACCAGGAGCAGUUCAUCCAGAUGUUGAAUGAGCCUCCCGGGGAGCUGGCGGACAUCUCUGAUGUAGAGGGGGAGGUUGGUGCCAUAGGUGAGGAGGCCCCACAGAUGAACUAUAUCCAGGUGACACCGCAGGAGAAGGAAGCUAUAGAAAGGCUGAAGGCACUGGGCUUCCCAGAGAGCCUGGUGAUCCAGGCCUACUUCGCGUGUGAAAAAAAUGAGAAUUUGGCUGCCAACUUCCUCCUGAGUCAGAACUUUGAUGAUGAGUGAUUCUGGGAGGCCAGGCCCC
This is a messenger RNA of Mus pahari (shrew mouse), 1206 nucleotides long. It is a transcript of the gene Rad23a, whose product is annotated as RAD23 homolog A, nucleotide excision repair protein. The coding region runs from base 96 to 1187 and encodes 363 amino acids. The transcript is spliced from 9 exons. Gene Ontology annotation, molecular function: polyubiquitin modification-dependent protein binding; damaged DNA binding; ubiquitin binding. Gene Ontology annotation, biological process: nucleotide-excision repair; proteasome-mediated ubiquitin-dependent protein catabolic process. The record is from RefSeq and is a predicted model, not a curated record. Gene Ontology annotation, cellular component: nucleoplasm; cytosol. Lineage: Eukaryota; Metazoa; Chordata; Mammalia; Rodentia; Muridae.